Strongylocentrotus purpuratus (purple sea urchin) is the source of this 1177-nucleotide messenger RNA. Its product is annotated as transmembrane protein 254. Bases 516 to 887 code for a protein of 123 amino acids. The record is from RefSeq and is a predicted model, not a curated record. The transcript has 4 exons. Lineage: Eukaryota; Metazoa; Echinodermata; Echinoidea; Camarodonta; Strongylocentrotidae.
CGUAGAAUCAUACCAAAGUAGUUAUGCAUAAAACUGUUCAUCGCAGAAUUGUCAAACACAGAAAUAUUUUGUUAAUUCUUACUGUAUGUCAUCACGAUCCUUUCUUUGUCGAAGGAUAGGCCUAUAUGUAACCCUAGGAAUGUCUUACUCUGAGAACCUUAUGCAAGGAAGCAGCUUUAUAAGUUUGUACUCUAUUUGGAUAUUCUCUUAAAAACCAUGCAGUGAUAAUUCUGAUCAGGAGUAAUCUUGUGAACUCAUUGAUAAGACCAAAAGGAUGGAGUAUGACCCCGUAAUCUGAUGGAAUCUAAUAACAAUGGCAAAAUGCUUCAAACUUAGACCGACUAAUAUACAGUGCUCCUAAUGAACAUAUUCCCAGUUUUGGUUGUUAGAGCGAUUGCUAGUGUUCCUUGUAUGCCGCUUGCAUCUAAUGUUUUACACCUGGCAUCAACUGGAUAUUUCUUUUUAUCGUGAAAGGCCAAUAGUUUCUUCUUCGUAACCGUUAACAUCUAUGCAAAAUGGCUCCAAUUAUUGGAGCUAGUUAUUUUCGUUUGCCUCGCCUAAUCGUGAUGUUAGUGGUGAUUGUAGGUCUCUCAGUCCUGCCGAUUUGUUUGUACAUUCCUGACAAGAUACCAUAUGAUGCAUUAGGCCCAUUCGCUAAAGUCCUCACCUACCUCGCUUAUGAUAUACCUGGAGUAGUUAAAAUAGCGUGGUAUGUUAUACUUGUAGUCCAUGCUAUGGAGGCUAUGUAUGCUUAUAUCUUAGCUGGACAAAUUGGUGUGGAAGGAUUUGCCCGGAUUGCCUGGUUUAUAUCUACUCUCUUUUUCGGAUUCACGUCACUCAAUUUACUGAAAGCUGCCAGGGAAAAGCCCUCCAAGCAUCGAGUGUGACGACCUUCCCCCGCCCCCCCCCCCUCCAAUGCCUGGUUUGGAAUUGAACCAGACUUUGAUAGAUAAGGGAGAAAUCUUCCUCUAAUAAAAUGGAAAGUGCAUUUACUUUUCCAUCGACCCGCUGCAACUUUUUUUCAUGAGACUUCAAACGGGAUCGAGGGGCGGUUUCACCUUUGGCUGGGUUCACCACUUGCACUCAAAGUUGAAACGAGUUUGUGUAUAAUAUUUGGGUCAUCAAUGUAUUAAUGUCAUAGCAUUGCUACCAGGAAUAUGGCCCUAUAACAUGUUUU